Lactuca sativa (garden lettuce) is the source of this 1776-nucleotide messenger RNA. Its product is annotated as shewanella-like protein phosphatase 2. The record is from RefSeq and is a predicted model, not a curated record. Lineage: Eukaryota; Viridiplantae; Streptophyta; Magnoliopsida; Asterales; Asteraceae. Gene Ontology annotation, molecular function: hydrolase activity.
UAUUUUUUAUUUAUUUUUUAUCAUCAACAAUGUCAAUGUAUAUACAAUACAAUAACCUCAUAUAUGGAAAGGAAAUCGUUAUAUUCAAAUACUAUAAGAUAAGUAUAAUGAUCAAAUCCUGAGAAAUACUAAUACCGGACACAUUCAAUAAGAACUUCAGUGCACACAAUUCGUCUUCCUCCCACAAUAACGAGAGACAAUUAAUGGCUGCAGACAUCAUCUGCGAAAACCUACCCAAUCUUGUAUCAUCAUUCGUGGAUACCUUCGUUGACUUCUGCGUAACCGGGACCUUUUUACCCGAUCCUCCAUCUCCUCCCUUUACUCAAACCUUCUACCCUUCUCCUAAGCGUCUAACAGCCAUAGGCGAUCUCCAUGGCGACCUCCAUAAAUCCAAACAAGCUCUCCGCCUCGCUAGUCUCAUCGACUCCGAGGACCAGUGGUCUGGUGGCAACACCACUCUUGUACAAGUCGGCGACGUCCUCGAUCGUGGUGGACAUGAACUCAAAAUCCUUUACUUUCUCGAGAAACUAAAACGACAGGCUGCUAAGGUCGGCGGCAAUGUCAUCACCUUGAAUGGCAAUCACGAAAUCAUGAAUAUUAAUGGUAAUUUUCGGUGUACUCAUCGAUCUUAUGUUGAUGAAUUCCAAAACUGGGCAGAUUGGUUUACUACAGGCAACAACAUGAAGCGAUUAUGCGAUGGAUUAAAGAAACCUAAAGAUUUAUACGAUGGGAUUCCUUCAAGUUUUCCUGGCAUUAAAGAAGAAUAUGUAAAUGGGUUUAGAGCCAGGAUUGCUGCAUUGAGACGUCAGGGUCCUAUAGCAAGUAGGUUUUUGUCAAAAAACUUGACUGUGCUUGUUGUAGGGGAAUCCGUGUUUGUUCAUGGAGGGAUAUUACCCCACCAUGUAUCUUAUGGAUUGGAACGGAUUAACGAAGAGGUGAGGGAUUGGAUUACUGGUUUGAGAGAGACUGUAUCAUCGGAUAUAGUUAAUACCGAGAAUUCAGUUCUUUGGUUACGAAAAUUUUCUAACAAAGUGGUUAAUGAUUGCGACAGGAGUAUGCUGGAACAUACUCUUGCGACAAUUCCAGGUGCAAGGAGGAUGAUCAUGGGUCAUACUAUUCAAAAGGGUGGCAUAAACGCAGCUUGCAAUAACAAAGCGAUAAGGAUUGAUGUUGGUAUGUCUAAUGGGUGCAUUAACGGGCUGCCUGAGGUUCUGGAGAUUAGUGAGGAUUCUGGUCUGCGAAUCUUAACAUCAAAUCCAGUUAAGAAGAGGCGUGAUUUGAAGGUCCCUGUGCAGCAAGAAACACGAGUACCGGGGAAAUGCAAGUUGUGGCUUAAGCCUAUUUCUAUUUGAUUACAAUUGAAUUUUUGCACUCAAGAUGUACAUAGUGGUAGUUGUUAACUAAAUGACUUCUAGACCAACAAUAUUUGGUGUUGUCCUCUCUUCUUGAGGUUGAGGAUUCAAGUCUCGUUAGAGAUAUAUACGAACUUAGGAGUAAUAUAAUAGGAGUAGGUUAGAUUUGUUAUUUAAAAAAAAUAAUAAAAAACUAGAAAAACCAAACCACUUGGGUUGUGCUGACUUGGUAAGACAUGAGGAAGAUAUGAUGAAUAACCUAUUGACCUAUGUUCAAAUCUUGACACUGCUCAGCCUCUAUGGUCAUCGAUGUUCGUCUGCAGUGACUCCAGGGCAUGAGACAUAGUCUCAUGUUCGCAGCGGGGGAUUAGUCGGUGCGCGAAGACUGGCCAGGAAACCGGAAACCCUCGUCAGGAUAGUUCCC